Messenger RNA from Protopterus annectens (West African lungfish), 1547 nucleotides. Its product is annotated as charged multivesicular body protein 4b-like. Gene Ontology annotation, biological process: vesicle budding from membrane; late endosome to vacuole transport via multivesicular body sorting pathway. Gene Ontology annotation, cellular component: multivesicular body; cytoplasmic side of plasma membrane; ESCRT III complex. The coding region runs from base 195 to 857 and encodes 220 amino acids. NCBI's taxonomy places the organism in Eukaryota, Metazoa, Chordata, Ceratodontiformes, Protopteridae. The record is from RefSeq and is a predicted model, not a curated record. The transcript is spliced from 6 exons.
CCUUGGGCAAACUGCCUUCCCCAAUGUCAGGAUAAUCAGGAAGUAAGGAAGGUGUGUCUUCACCAGCAAAACCAAAGUAUAUAAAGCUUCUUGAGAAAAAAAAAGCUAAAAGGAAGAAGUGCUGCAACGAGUGGGUGCAUAACUGGAUUUGUAUUACAUUUAUUUAUUGUAUAUUAUUCAGAAGAAAAACGAAUAUGAGCGGGUUUGGAAAGUUCUUUGGAAAAGGCAAACAGUCCAAAGGGAAGACUCCUAGUCCCCAGGAGGCCAUCCAGAAGUUGCGAGAGACCGAGGAGAUCAUGGUGAAGAAGCAGGAGUUCCUAGAACAGAAGAUACAGCAGGAACUGACAACGGCUAAAAAACAUGGGACUAAAAACAAGAAGGCGGCCCUUGCAGCUCUCAAAAGAAAGAAACGUUAUGAACAGCAGCUGGCGCAGAUUGAUGGAACUUUGUCCACGAUUGAGUUCCAGCGUGAGGCUCUGGAAAAUGCCACUACAAAUACAGAAGUCCUGAAGACCAUGUCUGAUGCAGCCAAAGCAAUGAAAGCUGCACACCAGAACAUGGAUAUUAAUAAAGUCGAUGAUCUCAUGGCAGAGAUCAAUGAGCAACAAGAAAUUGCCCAGGAGAUUUCUGAUGCCAUCUCCAAACCUGUUGGAUUUGGUGAUGAUGUGGAUGAGGAUGAGUUGUUGGCUGAGCUGGAAGAGAUGGAACAGGAAGAACUGGAGAGAGAUCUUCUGAAAGUUGAAGAUGAGCCUGUACCACUGCCAAGUAUUCCCAAAACAAAAGUCCCAACAGUACCAGCCCACAAGGUAGAAGAUGAAGAUGAAGAUAUGAAAGAGCUGGCAGCAUGGGCUUCUUGAAUACACCAUGGAUGAAAGUUAACAGCUUAAGAACUGUCUUGUCUGGGGAGGAAUUUCAUCACUGGUAGCUGACAAGCAGUGAGAGAUGUCAAAGACAAUUGCAUGUUAUAUGUGCCUUUAAUAUGUGGCUCAGAAUGUGCAGCUGCUAUACAUGUACCAUCUCUACUUCUGAGCUGCUAUCCCAGGGAUGGCCUGCACUUUUUAAUUUCAUAUCAGCAAUAGAAGCAACAACACGGUACACUGUUCACUUGCAUUGUACUAACUUAUGCCUCAGUCAUUUUGUAAGUUUCAGGGUUAUACUUUAUACCAUUCGUUACUUGAUUUCUGGUGCUUAAUUCCAUACUCCUACAUCAUGUUAUGCUUAGGCUUAGUAAAUGGACAAAUGUCCUGAAUGCCAAAAAAAAUCUGUAGAACUGUGCUGUGACGUGUGACUAUAUUAUAAUUGCACAACUGAAUAAUUUAAUUCCUCUAAACAUUACACAAUUUUAUGUAUGUAUAUAUAUGUGUGAUGUAUGUGUGCGUGUUCUGUAUGUAUGUUUGUUUUCAGUCAUGCUGAACUUUUACAAGUAUUUUUGGACCUCCUUUUAUGCAUUCAAUCCACAUAUCCGAUGUGCCUGUUCCUUUUUGACCAAAUGCAGUGGAAGAAUUUAGAAGUAUGCAACAGUAAAGUAAUGGAAUUUGUAUACAAAA